Molecule: messenger RNA, 996 nt
Organism: Naegleria lovaniensis
Lineage: Eukaryota; Heterolobosea; Eutetramitea; Acrasida; Naegleriidae
Exons: 1
Coding region: 1-996 (331 amino acids)
Biological process (GO): tRNA guanine ribose methylation
Molecular function (GO): RNA binding
Source: RefSeq, a predicted model, not a curated record
AUGACGUUCUCAGCUCCACCCAUGAUUCGCAAAUUUAUUCGUUCCUUUGUUUAUUCCUCUCAACAAAAACAAGCACUCAUUGAUUUUUAUUCUACAUUUCUGAAUCAUUCUCGGAUUCAAACCAUGAAGAAUGUUCUGGAUAAACGUUCGAAAUUUAUCAUUCCGGUACUGGAAGAUGUUCGGAGUGAACAAAAUGUUGCUGCUGUGGUUCGGACUGUGGAAUGUUUUGGAAUGAGCAAUUUACACAUUAUUAAUCCACCAACAAGUCCUCCUAUGAAUGAACGAAAAACUCGGUCCAAAGGUGUUUCAAGCGGAGCGACCGAGUGGAUUUACGUAAAGAAUCAUAAAAGUUCCGAAGAGUGUUUUCAAGAAUUGAAGGACAAGUAUAAUUGUAGAAUUAUUGUUACAUCACCCUAUUCCAUUCCUCAAUUAUUGGCUGGAGAGAAGAGAGGUCAAAAGGCUUCCAAUACUUGUACAAAUUAUUCACCAGUCAUCACAGAAAAACAUAUAUCAUUGCCUCACUAUGUUGGAGUGGAUCAAGUACCCAUUGCUUUUGGUCCAUUGAAACAAUCGAAAGAGGAUGAUAAGCCUAUAGCUCUUGUUUUUGGAAAUGAAGCUCAUGGAAUUUCAAAUGUUGCCAUUGACCAUGCAGAUGCUUCGUUAACAUUGCCUCUUUAUGGAUUUACAGAGAGUUUUAAUAUUCACGUGAGCGUUGCCAUAUCGACCUAUUUCUUGAAUGAGAAAUUUAGAACCUAUUUGAGUAAUCCAGAGACAAAAGAUUUUGCUGAGCAAUAUCUUUAUUCAAGCGAAGAAAAGACGAAUAUUCUGUUGGAAUGGUUACGAGAUUGUGUCUCAAGAAGUGACGAAUUGGAAUUAGAGUUUAUGAGAAAGGAGGGAAUACCCAUUCCUGCUAGUUAUGCAUUGAAUUCAAUGUCGAACGUUUAUACAUCUUCAAAUCCAUUGGUUUCGCCGCAACAACCCAUGGGAAACCAUUGA